Messenger RNA from Mytilus californianus (California mussel), 1276 nucleotides. RefSeq lists its product as uncharacterized. Bases 24 to 737 code for a protein of 237 amino acids. The record is from RefSeq and is a predicted model, not a curated record. Lineage: Eukaryota; Metazoa; Mollusca; Bivalvia; Mytilida; Mytilidae. The transcript is spliced from 5 exons.
UACGACGAAAUGGACGCUGCAGAAUGAAGAAGUCAUCACUGCUUUUGUUGAUUCAUGUAAUUUGUAUUGCUAUCGCUGUGACGCUAGGAUAUAAAGUAAGAUGUCCAGAUGCAGGGGAGUGGCGUUUUAGAGGGAGAAAAUUUAAUUGCGGUACUACACAGUACGUCUGUUUAUUUCAUUCCUUACGGAAUAUAAAUCACGAGAACUGCGAUGGAUUGGACUAUAGCAGCAUAGGCAGCAAACUUAUAUUUGAACCGUCUUUCAACAAAGCACUCUGCAACUACAACCGAUAUCAGCCUUUUCCUUUCUCAACUGAUGGAAGCAGUAAAUAUGUGUUUCAGAAGUCCUUUUGUAAUGAAAAGGGUCAAUACGUUUUUCACAAAGGAAGUUUGAAAAGUGACAUAACCUGUGGAUGCGAUUUGUCAAGUGGGUACCACUUUGUCAGUAAGCCAAAAAAUACCUGCUUUUGCGUUCCCUCAGAAGAAGACUGUUCCUGUCACAAACUCCAUUGCUACGAUAAAGAAGAACAAUGCCCGUUGGACAAUGAUGUAAUUAAAACCAAACGAUCAGCUGCAGACAACAUGUUAACAACGUUAAAGGAAGACAGUUCUAACCACACACACUUCAUUUUCGUAGAUGGUAGUAAUGGUGAGUUGUAUUUUCAAGUAAACUUGAUAUUGUAUAUUUUCAGAAAUCGUACUCUAAUUGAAUGUAAGUCUUGUUAUUUCCAUACCUAAACUGUUCAUACAACUCAAUAAAUCUUUCUAUGUAUGCAUAUAUUUGACCUUCAUUUUUGCUGGGUGUUUUUGUCCUUCUACUACAGUGUUUAAGGAAUGGCAUUUAUAUUCUAUAACCUAAUAAAGGCACCAGUAGCAUACCGGUGUUCAAUUGUCAGAAGAAACUGUUGACCUUAAUGUGUCGAAUAUUGAAUAAAAAACCAUCGUCAUACUAUCUGCAUGAACAUGAUUAGAUAUACAUUUGGCAUUUUUGUCUAUUUUGCAAUUCAUUAUUGUAUAUAGAUAUUAACAAUUACACACACCUUAUUUCAAUCGAAAGAAUUAAAUUUACCUUCUAUUUUGAAUAUAAUUGCCGUUCAUCAGGUAAUGCAUUCAAUAGUAAGUAUUUAAAAAGAACAACUUCUAAAGCUAUUGAUUGGAAUCUGCCUAAUAGAAAACCGUUUCAUGCAUGCAUAGUUUGAAACCAAAUCACGAAAAUUAACAUUUUUUUAGAGAAUAUUCUUCAACUAACCCCUGAGUAAAUUUGUGUAUGUCAUCAA